Trifolium pratense (red clover) is the source of this 498-nucleotide messenger RNA. RefSeq lists its product as uncharacterized. Bases 1 to 498 code for a protein of 165 amino acids. NCBI's taxonomy places the organism in Eukaryota, Viridiplantae, Streptophyta, Magnoliopsida, Fabales, Fabaceae. The record is from RefSeq and is a predicted model, not a curated record. The transcript has 5 exons.
AUGAUUGAGGCCGCAUCGGCUGUUAAAGAAGAGAUCAAACAAUGUUAUGAACUCAUAAAUAGAUUAGGAAGAGGAGUUGUGUAUCUAGGUUCUUCUAGGAUGGGCUCGAGCCAUUCACAUUAUGUCCAAGCACAAGAAUUGGCUAAUGGGAUAUGCUUAGAUUUCUUCGCAUAUAACAAAUCAUUUGGACUGCAUUACAUGUUCAGGAGCUGGACCAGGACUAAUGGACGCUGUUACUCGAGGCGUUCUGCUGGCAGGGAAACCAGUUGGCGGAUUAAAGAUAUGAAAAGAAGCCAGGGAAUGGACAGCAUCAAACUUUCACCUAUAACCAUCAGAAAAUUACCUUACCUGCAGUUCAGGUUUUUCUAUGCAAGGAAGUAUGGACUGGUCGAUGCUAUAGUGAGGAACAAUUCACUAGAUAAAACUGCUGUUGUUACCCUUCCUGGUGGGAUUGGCACUCUAGAUGAGAUAUAUGAAAAUAUAGUUUACAGAAAAUAG